AUGAAGGCAGGUGGGAUCUAUCUAUAUGCAAACCAGCAAGCAUGUGACGGAGACAGACUCUACUAUGAUGGCAGUGCCAUGAUCUUCCAAACUGGCUCAUUACUAGCUCAAAGGUCGCAAUUCAGCCUCAGCGACGUCGAAGUGAUCACAGCGACCUGCGACAUUGAAGGCACCAAAGGGGUCAAGUUUUCCGUUCCUCAUUUCAACAAGUGA
Letharia columbiana is the source of this 213-nucleotide messenger RNA. RefSeq lists its product as uncharacterized. The record is from RefSeq and is a predicted model, not a curated record. Gene Ontology annotation, molecular function: glutaminase activity; NAD+ synthase (glutamine-hydrolyzing) activity. Gene Ontology annotation, biological process: NAD+ biosynthetic process. Bases 1 to 213 code for a protein of 70 amino acids. The transcript has a single exon. Gene Ontology annotation, cellular component: cytoplasm. NCBI's taxonomy places the organism in Eukaryota, Fungi, Ascomycota, Lecanoromycetes, Lecanorales, Parmeliaceae.